UCUGUUUUACAGCUGUUUCAGUUUUACAUCAUUUACUGAUCUUCAUCCAGCUCCUGUUUUCUCAUCUAGUCACGAAGGCAGCUGUGGAAAGCAGGAAGCUGAAGAGGAUGUACCUUGAACUUGGACACCACUGUAACAACAGGAAUGGGAGAGGCCCUGAUUUGGUGAUGGUCCACUUAAUCCUCAGCUGAAAGGUCUAACAAAGGAAUUGUUUGUGCCAGUGAUGGACUGAAAACCAGAGCAAGAACAUUCCCCAGCUAUACAUGGCCUGAAGGAUUUCUUUGGAGCAAGGUCACAAGGCUGAGAUUCAUCCACUGGAUUAGAGAAUUGGAUGUUCCCAAGGUGGAGAAGGCCUGACAAUACCUGAAACACAAUCAAUAACUGAGGUUUUUAAAACAGCUCCCCUCCAAGGCAGUGUCCUCUGAGCCUUCCUUAACCCCAGGAACAGGACAAGUCAAAACAUUUCUGCACCAGAAGAAGCAAACACAUUCCAAGCUUCUGUGUGAAUCCCUCGUGCUGCAAUUCCUGAAGGAAAACUGCAGUUCACAGGUGGAGGCUUUUUAGUUAAGAUCUAAUAUUUGGCUGUGCAACCCCACGUGUUGCUGCAGGAGCCCCAACCAGCCCAUGCUCUGCACGGACACAGGUUUCCUUCUGCAGCAAUCCCCCAGCAGGAGGACACUCCAAACCCCCCCAGCAGCCUCGUGGUGCCCCCUCUCUGUACCUGACCUUGAAAACAUUGCUCUGCGUGGAGCGCUCGAUGCCCAGGUGACACAUGGCAGCUCUGGUCACCUCGAAGCUGUCCUCUGCAAAGCCAGACAAGGGCUGGUUAGAACAGAGCCACGCACACAAACACAGGCAAGCAGGACCCUGCACAGCUCCAGCUCGGCUGGAAUUGUCACAGGACACCAAGGGAGCCAGAGGCAGUUGGGGUAAAUCCCCCAGUACAGGCUGGAGAACCCAGUCCCUGACUCAGUGAUGCCUCUGUGGCUCUGAAGUGAGGCAGCAGGUGCUGAAGCCCAUGCAGAGACAAGACAGUUUCAAAACACAGCCCCAGAGAUGCAAAUUCACCAGCCAGAAACAGCCAGGUUGAGUUUUAAGAUUUAAUAGUGCAAACUGAAACUUCAAAAGAGUCCCACUAAUGCAGGUGGCCCUGGGGCACGGGAUUGAACAGGACAUAUUUUUGCCUGCCUUCCUUUAAAGUUCCAGCUGUUUUUAAUGGACAGUGAAACUCAUCUUUACCAUCCAAGUUUCUUUCAGGAUUUGGCAGCCAGCGGUACUCAGCCCCUUCUGGAAGGUUCCACUCCAGCCUUUCCUCUGCAGUAGCACCUUUUGUGAUCUGCAGGCAGAAAACAAGGAAGGAUUUGUGGUCUGACGGCAUCGGAGGAGCCGCUUUUGGAAAGGCUGUGACUCAGAGAAGUUUGUGCUGCAGCAGAAACUGCUGAGAUAGGCUGCUGUCCCCUUCCUGCUUCCUCUGGAAAACCAUGGAGCCAACCCAAGAGGAAGAAAGAAGAAUGUCCCAAAAACAGCUGAAGGAAGCCUUUAUCAGCAACCUGAACGGAACUAGUUUGCUGGAAAUUUCCGUGGGCUUGUCCCUGCCUCCCCUGUGCCUGCUCUGCAGAGGGCUCCUCCUGAUUCUGUACCACCUGCACUAUGGAAAACCUGUAAGUUCAAGGAAAUACAGCCUGCUGCUGGACUUCCUGGUGCUGGUAUCUCCUCUGCUCUUCUCCUGCACGGUCUUGUCUCCAGUCCUCUUUCUCGUGCCGGUUAUCCUCGCCGCCUUCUGCGCCGGGAUAUUUUCCAAAAUAUGCAGCCGGAGAAAACAGGAGACCAGAGUGCCCUUUGGGCAAAUUGUAAAAGAGUUCCAGCAGGCAUACUUGGAUCCCGACUACAUUCCAGCAAUAACCGUGUUCCGUGUCUAUGUCAACGUGCUGACAACCAUCAGCAUCUUGGCCGUGGAUUUCCCGCAGUAUCCCCGGCGAUACGCCAAAGCCGAGACCUACGGCACGGGAGUUAUGGAUCUGGGGGUCGGAGCUUUCGUCUUUGGCAACGCCCUCGUUUGUCCUGAGGUUCGACAGAAGUCUCAUGUGGCACAGCCCAAGUUUUCCAACCUGGCCAGGCAGCUCUUUUCCGUUUGGCCCUUGGUCUCCCUCGGCGUGGGGCGACUGCUGAGCGUUAAAUCCAUAGAUUACCACGAACACACGUCGGAGUACGGAGUGCACUGGAAUUUCUUCUUUACCUUGGCUUCCGUGAGACUUGCAGCAUCUCUACUUUUAGCCAUAUUUCCUAAAAAUAAGUCUUGGAUCGUGGCUCUGACUCUGGCUGCACUUCAUCAGCUCAUUCUCAACACUACCUCUCUGAAGACGUUUCUCCUGCACGGGAGCAGCGGCAGGGACAGCAGGGUUGGAUUUCUGGAUGCCAACAGGGAGGGGCUGGUCUCUCUCGUUGGGUAUCUGGCCACUUACCUGGCGAGUGUCCAGGUGGGGCUGUGGCUGCUGCAGUGCAGGAGCUCAGUGAAGGGCUGGCUCGGGGCACUGCGGGUCCUGGCCCUGGCAGUCGUGGUGCUGUUCGUGUCCCUCCACGUGUCCCAGGCGCACGCAGACCCCGUGUCCCGCCGGAUGGCCAACCUCUCCUUCUGCCUGUGGGUCGUCGCCCACUCCCUGAUGUUAUUUAUCUUCUUUGUAGCCACUGACCUCACCUUGGUGCUCACAAAGCUGCUGGUGAAGGGCUCCAGCGUACCCUGCAGCUGGAACCUUGCCAAGCCCCCUAAUUCCAACAAAAAGCUCGGAACGGCGGCCGCGCCGGCGGGAAGGGAAGACGAGCUGCCCCAGCCCUGCCUGAUCAGUGCUAUUAACAAAAACCAGCUGCUGUUUUUCUUGCUGGCAAACGUCAUGACCGGUGCUGUGAAUAUCCUGGUGGAUACGAUCCACAGCAAGGCUGCCUUUGCACUGUGCAUAUUGCACUUGUAUAUGUUUGUUAACUGCUUAAUUAUGUCUAUAUUGCACGCCAAAAAUAUAGUAUUAAAGUUUUGGUGAUUUCCACUCUGA
Molecule: messenger RNA, 3044 nt
Organism: Manacus vitellinus (golden-collared manakin)
Lineage: Eukaryota; Metazoa; Chordata; Aves; Passeriformes; Pipridae
Gene: PIGW
Product: phosphatidylinositol glycan anchor biosynthesis class W
Exons: 5
Coding region: 1482-3032 (516 amino acids)
Biological process (GO): protein localization to plasma membrane; GPI anchor biosynthetic process
Cellular component (GO): membrane; endoplasmic reticulum
Molecular function (GO): glucosaminyl-phosphatidylinositol O-acyltransferase activity
Source: RefSeq, a predicted model, not a curated record